Messenger RNA from Cynara cardunculus var. scolymus (artichoke), 1311 nucleotides. RefSeq names its product 50S ribosomal protein L4. The transcript has 9 exons. Gene Ontology annotation, cellular component: ribosome. Lineage: Eukaryota; Viridiplantae; Streptophyta; Magnoliopsida; Asterales; Asteraceae. Gene Ontology annotation, biological process: translation. Bases 145 to 1077 code for a protein of 310 amino acids. The record is from RefSeq and is a predicted model, not a curated record. Gene Ontology annotation, molecular function: structural constituent of ribosome.
GCCGUCGUCCUGCAUAACUCAGAGACAAAAUCUUCAACUCAAGGUCUCAAGCCCUUGCUUGCUGCUCUGCUCACUGUAUGCUCCGCUGCUCCGCCGCCCUGCUUUGCUGUUAGCCCUCGGCUGUUCCACCACUCGUCACUUAGCAUGGCCUUGCCGUGUUCCAGGAGGCUUUUACACACUCUGGGGACAAGUUAUAAACUCCAUUGGAGUAAUCAUCAGGAUGUUGUGCACCAAUCUAUCCACACUCUUUCUACUGCCUUGCGUUGUCAUGACAUUGGUGGUAAACUAUCCUCUAUGGACUACCCAAUCUUUAGACAGACAGGGUUUCCUUUGAUGGGCAGUCGAGGGCUGUCUACUAGUGAAGCUUCAUUCCCACCUGAUCUACUAUCCAGAAAACAAAAUUCAACUUCUGAACGUGAUAUAGGGCUAUUACAGGACCUGAUGAUUCCAGUCACAAAUUUUAACAACGAAGAUAAAGGAUUCAUGAUGUUAGCAGGUGAUGUUUUCGAUAUGCCCAUUAGGAAGGAUAUUAUUCACCGUGUUGUAAGAUGGCAGCUUGCAAAACGACAACAGGGAACUCAUUCAACAAAAACUAUAAGUGAGGUUAGUGGUACGGGGAGAAAGCCAUGGCGCCAAAAGGGUACUGGCCGAGCAAGACAUGGAACAUUACGUGGACCUCAGUUUAGGCAUGGUGCUGUUAUGCAUGGGCCAAAGCCUCGCAGUCAUGCUUUUAAGCUCAACAAGAAGGUCAGGAGGCUAGGGCUUAAGAUUGCGCUAUCUGCUCGUGCAGCCGAAGGGAAGCUUCUGGUGUUUGAUGAUUUAGAACUCCCGACUCACAAAACAAAGAAUAUUGUGAGCUACAUGAAGCAAAUGGAAGAAACCAAAAAGCUUCUGCUGGUGGAUGGGGGUCCCAUAGAUGAAAAGCUAAAGCUUGCUACUUCAAAUCUUCAUUAUGUUAAUGUUCUUCCUUCUAUUGGUUUGAACGUAUACAGCAUCCUUCUGCAUGAUACGUUGGUAAUGUCUCGUGAUGCUGUUAACAAGAUCGUGGAGCGUAUGCAAACUCCCAUUAAUCGAUGAUUCGGUUUCAACUUAAAUGUCGGGAUUAUUUAAAUAAUCUAGGAAGGGAUUAAUUUCAUGUCUUUUGUUGAGCUCAAGAAAUUAUAUCUAUUAGAGUUGGAAGACUAUUUUUCUAAAGAAAGUUGUCGUUGAAGACAUGAUAACCAUCCUUUUACAUUAAAUUUCAUGCUCUGAUUAUAAUUAUAAUCAUGGUCAUGAAUAUGUUUUUUAAUCCAAAAAUUAUAUUGAUUUAGA